AUGAGCCCGGGAGAAGCAGCGGCCGGACUUUUUCUUUUUUCUGCGCCCAAGGCAGACAGAAAUCCCGGGGACCGUCGCCUCGCCGCCCCCGCGCCCCAGGCAGACACCCCUACUCCCGAGUGCCGGGUUUCCCUCCAGCCGCGGCGGAGGAGAUGGCCUUCCCGAGGCCGGGGAGCGACCCGGGAGAGGAGGCAGCGGAGUCCGGAUGGAGCAGAGCUCGGACUUGAACUCUCCCCGAGCGCCGUGCACGGCGGGAGCCCAGGCGCUCCGCCGCUCCCGCGCUCGCACCCCGCGGCCCUCCCCGGCCCCUGCCCCCCCUCCCCCGGCGGGACCUCCGGGCGUUCGCGAGCGGUACCUGCCGCAAGCUUCCGGGCUCGGGGCGCAGGGGCUGCUGAGGCCACGCGCCCGGCGCCCCGGCGCGCACCGUCCGCGACCCGAGCGGCGUUGGCGGCUGCGGGCCGAAAGGCUCAUGCUUCAGGGGGAAGCCCAAGGCCCGCGAGCCGCGGCGGCGGCGGGCGGCUAGACUUGGCAAGAGUUAACCGUCUGUCCCCGGAGCCGAGGGUGCGCGCGACUUCCCAGCCGGACGCGCCUCCCUCGCUGCCCGCCUCCCGCCUCCCGCGCGCCCCGCCCGGCCGCUGCGGAGGCCGCUUUCCAGGAACUUUCCAGGAAUCCGCCUCACGUGACCGCAGCCCCCGCCAGCGCUUUAAAGAGGCUCGGGCGCUAAUGCGCAGGCUUCAAGGGAGCCGGCCCGAGAGCCGGUGCGGGUGCCGGCGGCUGCGGGGUGCGAGCCUGGGACUCCGCCCUCCUCCUGACCCUGCACCCCGGGGCGCUCGGGGGCAAGAGUCACAUGUGCCUUGAUGUCUUCAGUUGUCCUGAAGUAGAGUAUAUCUGCUUGACUGUGAACUUCAGCAUUGAAGGACCUCUCUUCUGAACUCUCAGCCUGUCCAUCAGCAUCACCUUUGGAGGUAUAUUUGUGUUUUGCCAGCAUGUGUCUGUGUAAGGGUGUCAGAUCC
This is a messenger RNA of Psammomys obesus (fat sand rat), 1013 nucleotides long. Its product is annotated as protein VASP homolog. The record is from RefSeq and is a predicted model, not a curated record. The transcript has 4 exons. NCBI's taxonomy places the organism in Eukaryota, Metazoa, Chordata, Mammalia, Rodentia, Muridae. The coding region runs from base 1 to 858 and encodes 285 amino acids.